GUUUAUAUGGGUGCUCAAUAAUCUGUAGCAGAGGGAAUAAUUAAAUCAAAGAACUUCACCAUAUUAGGAUAUAAAGAAAAUGAUAUUUACGGAUCAUUCAAAAUAAUAGAGUCACAGGGAAGAUCAUAUGCAAUGGUCUAAAAGACUUGUCAAAAUCAUGAAAGUUAUAUUAAUUUAUGCAAAAUAUUAAAAGAGACUUAAUAAUUAAAUAGAAUACAAUCACUAGUGAAAUUGGUAGAAGUAGAUAUGCAAGAAGAAUCUAAUUUAUGUAGUACUUUCUAUAAGGUAUCUGCCUUAUAUGAAUACUAUGAUAUAACAUUAAGGGAAAUAACUAAGUAAGCAUCAGUAAAUUGUUUAUAUGUUUUGAAAUCUUUAUCAGAAGGGUUGAAAGAAUUAUACUCAGAAAAUUUUGUACAUGGAAAUCUUACACCUGAUUUUAUACUAAUUGAUAAAUAAAAAGGUGAAGUGAAGCUUAACAAUUGUACUUAACUUACUGGAUAUAAUCAUUAUAAACGUAUUCUAGCUAGUGAUGGAUAAUGGUAUUUAUCUCCAGAAUAAGUAACAGCAUUGGAAAAGAAAGACUUAAGACCUCAAUAUAAUGAUGAAAAGAGUGAAGUUUAUUAAUUAGGAUUGAUAGCCUUAGAAUUGUGGGGAAACGGAAAUAUACAAUCUUUUUAUAAUAAAUAGACUUAUACAUUAAAUAAAAGUAAAAAAGUAUUAUUCAACUUUAGAUAUUAUAAAUGAAGCGGUUGAUGAAUUUGGGGUUAAGAAUGGUUACGUUUUGAAAAAUGUUAUCAAAUUAAUGUUGCAAGAAGAUCCAAAUUCUAGACCUACAAUGGGAGAAUUAAGUACUUCUUUUUCAUAAUUAUAUGAUAUUUAAAUAAAAAUAAAGGAAGAAGAACCUAAAGCUCUUUAAAAUACAUAACCAGUUACGCAAUAAUAAGUGGUUACAUUAUGUGAGUUAAAUUAAGAAGAGGUUCAUUAAGAUUUAGUGCAAAUCCAUAAAGAAUCAUUCUAAUAUCAAGAUUUAAAUAAUUCAAAUGAAAAUUUUAAAUAAUAAUUUGAAGAAUCUCCUAAAAAGGUUGAAAAAUAAAAUUGUGAGAUCCAUCCAUAAUCUGUAAAAUCUUCAGUUUCUUAAUCUAUCAAAGAAUACUAUGUUACUGGAUCAAUAGCUGCUUAAUUUGGCUAAUUAAAUCUACUUGAAAAUAAUGCUGAACAUUAAUCUAUUGGAACAGCUCAAUUUGAAAAUCAUAAUUCUUUAGAUUAAGAUGUACUAAAAGAAAAAUCUUAAAAUCUAUAAACAAAUUCAAAUAAAAGCAAUGAAUCAACACUUAAAAAAAAGAGUGUAAAAGUAAAUAACAAUACGUCAAAUAAAAAGUCAAUAUCUAUUAAGAGACCCAAACAUGAAUCAAUUGAAACUAAACUUCCAAAAUAAGCUGUUGUUAUAAAUAAAAGAAGAUGA
Paramecium sonneborni is the source of this 1462-nucleotide messenger RNA. Lineage: Eukaryota; Ciliophora; Oligohymenophorea; Peniculida; Parameciidae. The record is from the annotation of a GenBank genome assembly.